Molecule: messenger RNA, 1531 nt
Organism: Camelina sativa (false flax)
Lineage: Eukaryota; Viridiplantae; Streptophyta; Magnoliopsida; Brassicales; Brassicaceae
Product: jacalin-related lectin 38-like
Molecular function (GO): protein binding
Source: RefSeq, a predicted model, not a curated record
UAUUCCUGGUUAUGAACUGUCAAUGCCCAUGCACGUCGAAUAUUGUGAAGGCUUAUUUACUUAUGUUACGUACAAAGGGGUCGCGGUUUGCAACCCAUGGUUAAGACAGAUUAGAUGGAUUAGUACCUAUGAUCACUGCUAUGAUUUCAAUGGGAUGGGAUACGACAAUAGUAGACCUGACAAGCACUACAAGAUCUUUAGGUCUAAUCGUAAUACCAAUACAAUGUCCGUGGUCUGCACCGACUUUGGAUCCGACGAAUGGAAAUUGUACGAGUAUGCAUCUGAUAAAUGGCAGUUAGAGUCGUUCUAUAGUGUAUCAUUAAAUGGGACUUUAUAUUGGGUUGCUUUUAAUUAUGAGUCUCGUGAGCACUUUAUUCAAAGUUUUGACUUUUCCACGGAGAGAUUUGAACCCUAUUGUAUCUUGCCUACUAAAAACGCACGUGGUCCAUGCAAUGCUAUUUCAUCACUUGCCGUAUAUAGGGAAGAUCGAUUUUCGUAUUUAGAGCAAGUGUUCUAUAACCCAAGGGCUGUAGAGAUUUGGGUGACAAAAGAAAAGAUUAAAAAUGGGGAUGGAGAAGGUGUAGAGUGGGUGAAUUUGAUGAGUGUGUUACUUCCUGAAUGGUCGAGUUUAAAAGUCAACUACUACCCGCCAAGUUACUUCAUCGUUGAAGAUAAAAGUCUCAUGACUCUUGUAAUGUGUUGUUAUAACAAGGAGGGAAAAGCUUACAUUUAUAUUGCCAAGGGAGAUAAGUUCCAUCAAAUUGAAAUAAAAGAUUUGGUUGAGUAUUAUCAUCCUCGUCACCGUACCUAUUUCCCCAGUUUGGUCCAAGUUCCUACGUUCACGAUGACCGGUAGGGGCAUAACGCAACAGAACGAGGUUGAAUCCCGCUUUGCACACCCCAGGGGAGUACAAGUGAGCGGUGGAGUUGGAGGAGACGAGUGGGACGAUGGCGUUUUCGAUAAUGUGAAGCAUGUGACUGUAGGUUUCAAUUAUCAUGGUAUCACCUUUGUCAAGUUCAACUACUGCAACGGUAUCGUAGUUGUAACAGGAGCCACUCAUGGGGAUUCUACUACUGCAACGUGUCAGGUUGCCAUUGACGACUAUAUCGAAGCCGUGGAGGGAACCGGAGCCACUCAUGGGGAUUCGACCAAAACUCGCGAGAUUAUACAGUAUCAGGUUGCCGUUGACGACUACAUCGAAGCCGUGGAGGGAACCUACACUGAGAGUCACAUCACGUCCAUAGCGUUCCGGUUGCACAAGGACAACGAGUCGCUACUUUUAGGAUCAUUCGAGGGAAAGUCCUUUGCGCUUGGAGGAGGACGAGGCUCGAAGAUCCUCGGGUUUUACGGAAGAAGCUCUGAUGACCACCUCACCGCUCUCGGCGUCCACCUCUCCCCCUUUCCUUAGACUUUUUUCAUUUCCAAGAUGAAUAACUACUGAUGUGUAUGGUGGGAGUCUAGUAAUUUGUUUGAACUAAAAAUAUAUUUUAAUCUUUACUAUAUACAAGAUGAUGUCUCAAACUAAAUGUUA